Messenger RNA from Gekko japonicus, 3792 nucleotides. It is a transcript of the gene ANPEP, whose product is annotated as alanyl aminopeptidase, membrane. Lineage: Eukaryota; Metazoa; Chordata; Lepidosauria; Squamata; Gekkonidae. The coding region runs from base 432 to 3437 and encodes 1001 amino acids. The record is from RefSeq and is a predicted model, not a curated record. Gene Ontology annotation, biological process: peptide catabolic process; proteolysis. Gene Ontology annotation, molecular function: metalloaminopeptidase activity; zinc ion binding; peptide binding. Gene Ontology annotation, cellular component: cytoplasm. The transcript has 21 exons.
GAGCCCUGGCGCCGUGGGACGGGUCUGGACAGUGCGCCAGAGAGCUGGCCGCUCUGCAGGACGAGAGCCAGGGGGACGGGCAGCCCAGGUGGGAAAGGAGGCCGGCGCGGCAGCCAUGGCACCCUCCCGGGCCCUCCCUCCUCCGUGGCAGCGCUGGAGACACUGAAGGCGCCAGUCGAUUGGCUCUCCCUGCAGGCUCCCAGUUCCCCAUUAACUCUCCCGUGGGACGCAAGAGGAACUCCUCGUCUCCAGGGUUCGGAAGGAGCCGUGACCUUCGCCCACCUCCCGGCUGUUUACUCAUUUACCUGCUGAUCCGGGGCUCGUAAACACCCCCCCCACACACACACACACACCGGGAGGCAGCAGAUAAAAGGGCUGCAGCGCCUGGGCAGCGCCUCUUGCUCCCGGAUUCCCUCCGGACUUCCACGGCCAUGGCCAAGGGCUUCUUCAUCAGCAAGACUCUGGGCAUCGUGGGCAUUGCCCUGGGCGUGGCUGCCCUCGCCACCAUCAUUGCCCUCUCUGUCGUCUACGCUCAGCUGAAGCAGCAGACAGACAAUCCUGCCCCUAGCCCCACGACGGCCAGCACCCCUGGCGCCAGCGCCCCUGGCAACACUGCGGGCACCCCCGGCACCAGCACCAGCGCCAUUGGCAGCAGCGCCAACGCCCAUGUCACCACGACCAGCACCACUGGCACCGGCACCCCUGGCCCCAACACCACGGCCGGGCCUGUGAACUCCUGGAACGAGCUGCGGCUGCCCAAGACCCUGAAGCCGGAGAACUACACCGUCUCCCUGCAGCCCUUCCUGACGCCCAACGCCCAGGGCCUCUACGUCUUCCAGGGCCACAGCUCCGUGCGCUUCGUGUGCCUGGAGGCCACCGACCUCAUCCUCAUCCACAGCAAGAAGCUGAACUACACGCUGCAGGGGGGCUUCCUCGUCUCCCUGACGGGGGUGGACGGGACCCCCGCCCCCUCCAUCAGCGCCACCUGGCAGGAGUUGGCCACGGAAUACCUGGUGGUCCAGCUCAGCAGUCAGCUGCAGGCCAACCAGUCCUACGAGCUCCACAGCAACUUCACCGGGGAGCUGGCCGACGACCUGGCUGGCUUCUACCGCAGCGAGUACCAGGAGGACGGGCAGACCAGGGUGGUGGCCACCACGCAGAUGCAGGCGGCCGACGCGCGGAAGGCUUUCCCCUGCUUCGACGAGCCCGCCAUGAAGGCCACCUUCACCGUGGUGCUGACCCACCCGCCCGACCACGUGGCGCUCUCCAACAUGCCGGCACAGAGUGUUGAGAACGUGACCCUCGGCAACAACGAGGUGUGGACCAGGACGACCUUUGAGCCCACCCUCAAGAUGUCCACCUACCUGCUCGCUUUCAUCGUGAGCCAGUUUGAGGCGGUGAACGCCGACCAGAACGGCACCUUGAUCCAGAUUUGGGGGCGGCCGAACGCCAUCCGGGAGGGCCAGGGGGAGUACGCUCUCAACGUCACGGGGCCCAUCCUCAGCUUCUUCGAGAGGCACUACAAUACCGCCUACCCGCUGAGCAAGUCAGACCAGGUUGCCCUGCCGGAUUUCAAUGCGGGCGCCAUGGAGAACUGGGGGCUGGUGACCUACAGGGAGAACUCCCUGCUCUUCGACCCGCUCUACUCCUCCAUCGGCAACAAGGAGCGGGUGGUGACCGUCAUCGCGCACGAACUUGCGCACCAGUGGUUUGGCAACCUGGUGACCCUCCGUUGGUGGAACGACCUGUGGCUGAACGAGGGCUUUGCCUCCUACGUGGAGUACUUGGGAGCCGACGCCGCGGAACCCGACUGGGAUAUUAAAGACCUGAUGGUGAACAACGACAUGUACCGCGUGAUGGCCAUCGACGCCCUGGCCUCCUCGCACCCACUCUCCUUCCGGGAGGAGGAGAUCCAGACGCCCGCCCAGAUCAGCGAGGUCUUUGACUCCAUCGCCUACAGCAAGGGGGCCUCCGUGCUGCGAAUGCUGUCCGAAUUCCUCACCGAGGACCGGUUCAAACGGGGGCUGCAGUCCUACCUGCACACCUUUGCCUACGGAAACACUGUCUACGACGACCUCUGGACGCACCUGCAGAUGGCGGUCAACGAGGACAGUUUCUCUCUGCCUGGAACCAUCAAGGAGAUCAUGGACCGCUGGACCCUGCAGAUGGGCUUCCCCGUGGUGACCGUGGACACCCGCAGCGGAAACGUGGCCCAGAAGCACUUCCUGCUGGACCCCAACUCCACCGUUCAGCGACCCUCGGAAUUCAACUACACCUGGAUAGUCCCCAUCACCUGGCUGGCGUCAGAUAACCAGGCAGGGAUGUACUGGCUCCGGAACCAGACAGAGACCAACGGCGACUUUAUAACCACUGCGGUUCCCGGCAAGUGGCUGGUCUGCAACAUCAACGUGACUGGCUACUUCCGGGUGAACUACGACCAGGGGAACUGGGUCCAGCUCCUGGCCCAGCUGGAGAGCGACCACGUGGCAAUCCCCAUUCUGAACCGGGCCCAGCUGAUUGACGACGCCUUCAACCUGGCCAGGGCCAAGUACAUCAGCACCGAGCUGGCUCUCAACACAACGCGCUACCUGUCCCAGGAGUUCGACUACCUGCCCUGGGAGGCGGCCCUCAGCAACCUGGGCUACUUCAAGCUCAUGUUUGACCGCAGCGAGGUCUACGGGCCGAUGAAGAGAUACGUCCGGAAGCAGGUAACUCCUCUGUUCAGUCACUUCCAGACCCUCACCUCCAACUGGACCACCGUCCCCUCCGGCCUGAUGGACCAGUACAACGAGAUUUUCGCCAUCAACACGGCCUGCUCGUAUGGCGUCUCGGAGUGCCAAGCCCUGGCUUCGGGCCUCUUCGGAAGAUGGAGAGAAAACCCCAGCAGCAACCCGAUCCCCCCAAAUCUGCGCUCCUCCAUCUAUUGCAAUGCCAUCGCCACGGGCGGAGAGGAGGCCUGGGACUUUGGCUGGGAGAUGUUCCAGAACGCCACCGUGGUGUCCGAGGCAGACAAACUCCGCUCGGCCCUGGCCUGCAGCCAGGAGCCCUGGAUCCUCCAGCGGUACCUGAAGUACACCCUGGACUCCUCCAAGAUCCGCCGGCAGGACGCCACCUCCACCAUCAACAGCAUCGCCCGCAACGUGCACGGGCAGAGCCUGGUCUGGGACUUUGUGCGUGCCAACUGGAAGACGCUCUUUAACCAGUAUGGCGGAGGCUCCUUCUCCUUCUCCGGCCUCAUCCAGACCGUGACGCAGAGGUUCGCUUCCGAGUUUGAACUCCAGCAGCUGGAGCAGUUCCAGAAGGACAAUGCGGAUGUCGGAUUCGGUUCCGGAACUCGGGCUCUGGAGCAGGCGCUGGAGAAGACCAAGGCCAACAUGAAGUGGGUGGCGGAGAACCAAGAGGGCGUGCUGCAGUGGUUUCAGAGGGAGAGCCAGUAGGGAGGCUUGCGACAUCCCUGCGAGGGAGGAGGGCCAGGCGCCCGGGUGUCACAUCAAAGCCCCAGUCCUGCCUGUGCCACGCCCACGGGCUCCCAUGAUGCUUUGCAGUGCUUUGCAGUGCAGAGGGGCUCCUUCUCAAGUAGGGUCGCACAGAGGGGCAGCAUUUCCACUCCCACAAUGCACCGGGUGUUCAGCUGUUUAAGUAACUGAAUGACUAUCUCAGGGGUGGGGGGGGCGAGAGUGGGAAGGAAGGAAAACAGACUCUGCCCCCAAUGGCAGUCUCCUUCCCCCUCCAGCACUUUCUGUAUAGUUUUAUAACCCCGACUUGUAAAUAAAAAAAGGCUCUUGGUCUACG